Molecule: messenger RNA, 276 nt
Organism: Penicillium maclennaniae
Lineage: Eukaryota; Fungi; Ascomycota; Eurotiomycetes; Eurotiales; Aspergillaceae
Product: pyruvate decarboxylase
Exons: 1
Coding region: 1-276 (91 amino acids)
Molecular function (GO): carboxy-lyase activity
Source: RefSeq, a predicted model, not a curated record
AUGACAGCGCAAGAAGUCAUCACCUUCACUUGUAACAAGCUGGAUGUGAUCGUCCUCAUCAUCAAUAAUAAUGGAUACACGAUCGAGCGUCUGAUUCACGGUCCUGAACAACAUUACAAUGAUCCUAUCUUCAGGGCCUCUGUAGAUACUUGGGAAAGGUUGGAUGCCGUCUUGCACGACAAGGAUUUCAAAGAUGGGCGUGGGCUUCGCAUCGUGGAGUUGAAAUUGGAUACGAUGGAUUGCACACAGCAUAUGAGUGACUUUUCCCAGACGUAG